Messenger RNA from Diversispora eburnea, 792 nucleotides. The record is from the annotation of a GenBank genome assembly. Lineage: Eukaryota; Fungi; Glomeromycota; Glomeromycetes; Diversisporales; Diversisporaceae.
AUGACAGAGGAAUCAAAUUUAUUAACAAGGCGUGGACGUGGUCGACCUCGAGGGGUGAGGGGACUAACUCGAGGUUUUCCAAGUGCCACGACUGCCGCGAAUUUGCGUGGUACUCGAAGAGGAGGAAGUCAAGGAAAAAUAGAUUUAGCAGUAAAUGCCGGAAAUUCUUCAAUUUCAACAGAAAUAAGAGGAGGAGGAAAAAGCAAUAGUAGUGUUAGAGAGCUUUCACCUGAUAGAUUGACACUUUCACCUGAUAGAUUACCACCACCUGGAAGAUUGGCUUCAGUAAGGACGGCUCCAACUGGACAUUAUUUUUUACCAACUUCUUCAAGGGUAACAUUACGUGGUACCCAAAGAAUGAAUUUCGUGCCGACUGUACCUUUAGCUCAUAGACGCCCACAACCUCUCGGUCAUGAUAUUUCAACACGAGGCAGAGCAAAUACUCGUGGACGUGGAAGAUUUACUCCUGAAUUGGCUGCUUCGGGACCAUUCGCUUACGGAUCACUUUCUAAUUUUACGCCAUCUGGAUCAAUGAUUAAUCGUAAUGACGCGAAUCAACCAAUUGUCGAAGAACGAAAAAAUAGAUCCGAUUUAGCUUCAGAUUUUGAAUCAUUCCGUGAUGAUCCAUGGGCUCCAGAUAUGAUUUAUACUUAUGAUGAAAAAGAAGAUCGCAUUUUAGAAAGCGAUAACGAUAAUUAUGUUGGUCAAGAUGGUUCUUUACUUGACGGCUGGAGAGGAAAACGUGAUCAACCUAUAAAUUUCGACGAGAUAGUAUGUAAUCUAAAUUUUUAA